Messenger RNA from Adineta steineri, 3315 nucleotides. NCBI's taxonomy places the organism in Eukaryota, Metazoa, Rotifera, Eurotatoria, Adinetida, Adinetidae. The record is from the annotation of a GenBank genome assembly.
AUGUCUGGUUGGUUUAAUAUCGAUACAAGUAAAUUAACACAAUUAGCAACAAGUACUUUAAUAAAUGCACAAAAAACCAUAGAUAAAGUCCUCGAUAUCAAGGAUGGACCUCCUGGUACAGAAUCUCAACCGAUAGCAAGUAAUACAGGAGCCCUCACUACGCAAACGACAACUGAUGAAUUUUUUUCGACAUUUCUUGGCAACCAAAGACCUCCAACACCGAAAAUAGAAAACGAAGAAAAAACAGAAAAAGAUGCUGCAUCAUUUUCCAGUUGGAAUGCAUGGAGUGAUAAUAAUAAUGCAUCAUCACUGAUUUCUUCUCAAUCCCAAUCGGAUGUAAUUACAAGUGAACAGCAGAAUAACAACGAAGAAGAAAAACCAACAGUAUUAGAAUCUAUUGAUAUACAAACACCAUCAUUAUCUAUAACAGAAUCUAUUGAUACGCAACAACAACAAACACAAUCAUUAUCAUCAUUAGGUGAAUCGUCAACAAUAACAGAAAGUUCUAGUAGUGAAAGUACUAAUUCAUUACGACCAACAUUAAGUAUUCCAUCGUCUGAAUCGACGAUUAUUGGUCCUAUUUUGGAGAAUAAAACUGAUGAACAACAUACAUUUAUACAUACAGAAUCUGAUACCGAAGAUCGAUCUCAAAUAAUUCCUUCGUUUUCAUCUAAUAAACGUGAUGUUAUUGAUUCUUGGAUGAAUAAUCGAGAAAAUAAUACUUCUGAAAACAAUAUCGAGCAAUCAUUACAUGAUAUAAAUGAUAACGAUUCAUCAUCUCUAUUAUAUACAUCAUCAUAUCCACCCAAUGAAUUUUUAACAUCAUCCUUGACUGAUGAUGAUUUAACACCAACACCUGUAGUCACAACUGAUCAUGAUAAAGAACAACAUUUAGCAACUGUUUCAACAGAUGAAGAAGAUGAAAAUCUUUUAGUUGAACAAUCAAAUUCACCAACUCAUACAUUAUCAUCUUCCAAUGGACAUGAUACACACAGUAAAGAUUCAUCGGAUGAUGGUAAACAAACAUCCUGUGCAUCAUCAGAUAUUGAAGUAAUUUCAUCUCCAAGUGUUACUAGUGGUUUAACUCUGAAUACAACAGAAACAUUUGAUAAAUGUCGAGAAUUACGUGAUGCUCGACGACCAGUUGUACGAGAGGUUGUUGUUCGUUUUCCAUCACAUUCAUCAAAUCUAACAUAUCAUCAUCAUCCAAUAUCGAUAGAUAAUAUUGACAAAAACUUAACAUUAAAUUGUGAUACUUCAUCAUGGUCAACUUUAAUUGAUGAAGCAGCUACAGAACAGAAUAAUUAUGAACCCUCAAAUGAUGAAAUCGAUGGUGAUGAUAAUCAACAAAAAUUUCAUAUGUCAGAAACUGCUAAAGAAUUAGGUGAAUUAAAAGAACGUCUUGAAUUACGUGAACGAGAUUUUAAAAAAUUAACAAAUGAGUCGAAUGAAUUGCAUCGAACAAAUCAAUCAUUAAAACAAUCAUUAACAGAAUUAGAACAACGUACAACUCAAUUGACGAAUGAAUUUCAGCAAACAAUUGAAAAUCUUUCGAUGAAAAUUGAAGAACAAAAACAUAUUUCACAAGAACGCGAUCAUCUUCGUAAACAACUUGAUACAUUACAAAAGCAAUUAUUUGAUAGUUCAACAUCAUCUGGUAAUGCAAUGGCUGUAUUACGUGAUAAAGAAGAACAAAUACAACAAUUACUUGAAGAAGGUGAAAAACUAUCUAAAACACAAUUACAACAUACAAAUAUAAUAAAAAAAUUACGAGCUAAAGAGAAAGAAAAUGACGCUCAUCAAACAUUACUUAAUACAAGAAUUGAUAAAUUGACAGCUGAAUUAGAUGAUGCAAAGAAAAAUUUAUUAGAAAAAGAAGAAAAUGAAAAACAAUUAAAAGAAACCGUUAAAAAACUUGAAAAAUCUGCUGUACAUUAUGAAAAAGAAUGUAUAUCAAUAAAAUCUUUAUAUGAAGAUGUUGAAGAACAAAUUCGUAGUACCAAAGUUGCACUUGAAAAUUCCUACAAAGAAAUAGCUGAAUUGAAUAAAACAAAAGCAGCAACUGAAAGUAAAGUUGUUGAAGCAACAUUAUCCGCAGAAAUUGUAUUACGUGAAGAAAUUCGUAUGGCACUUGAUAAAGAACGUUUACUUUCUCGACAAGAACAAGAAAAAUUACAAAUGACUAUUGAUGAAUUAAGACAUUCCAUUCAACGUAGUGAAAUACAACUUAAUCGAAGAGAACAAGUUUUAAGACAAGAAGUUAAUGAUCUUCGACAACGACUUCAAGAAUCUGAAUCACGUAAUGAAGAACUGACACAAAAUAUUUCCAAUGCGACAUAUCCACUCCUUCGUCAAAUCGACAAUCUUCGAACAUCAUAUACUUCACAAAUAAAUUCUCUUGAAAAAACCGAACGACAACUAACUGAUCGUCUUGCUGAAAUGCAAUCUCAAUAUGCCACAAGUGUUGAACAUGAACGUGUAGCUAAUGAAACAUUAUUAGAAACAAAUGCUAAAUGGAAAUUAGCUGAAGCACAAUUAUCAACAUUAAGACAAGAUAAAAUACGUCUAACAUCUGAAAUCGAUAUUCUUAAAAUGAAAUUAACUAAUUUUGAAGAUGCUAAACAAAGAGAAAAAAGUCAAAUGGAAUCAAUGCAAGAAGCAUUUACUCAACAAAUCAAUAGUCUCAUGCAAGAAAAGCGACAAAUUGAAUUAGAUACCGAACAUGAGAAAACAAAAUAUGAAAGUGAUAUAAAAAAAUUACAAAUUGUUAAUGAUGCAUUAAAAGAACAAUCUAAUCAAUAUGAUACACAUUCCAUACAUCGUACGAGUUCAAAUCUUGAAACAUUUGCACAUCAACAUAGCCGACAUCCAUCGGGUGGACAUGAUACACCUUCGACAUUUUCAUUUGAACGUUCUGCAUUUGUUUCAACACCAAAACCAAGUGUAUAUGACUCCUUAAGAAAUACAGGUGCAAUAGCUGUAUUAGAAAGUUUAGAAUCACAAUUGAAAGAAAAAGAAGGAGAAAUAACAUUAUUACAAAGUGAAAUUUCAGAUUUAGAACGAACUAGAGAAUCAAUGGCUAGGGAAUUAGUCAAUCUAUCAACACAAAAUGAAAAAUUACAACAACAAACAGUAAAUUAUCCCGUACUUAACGAACAAUUUAAAGGAUUAGAAAGACGUUAUGAUGCUCUUUUAACAAUGUACGGGGAAAAACAAGAAGAAGCUGAUGAACUUCGACUUGAUUUAGCAGAUGUUAAGACACUUUAUCGAGCUCAGAUUGAUGAUUUAAUGAAACAAAAUUCUCAUAAUCGAUAA